This is a messenger RNA of Coregonus clupeaformis (lake whitefish), 1884 nucleotides long. RefSeq names its product visinin-like 1b (gene vsnl1b). The transcript is spliced from 4 exons. The coding region runs from base 341 to 916 and encodes 191 amino acids. NCBI's taxonomy places the organism in Eukaryota, Metazoa, Chordata, Actinopteri, Salmoniformes, Salmonidae. The record is from RefSeq and is a predicted model, not a curated record. Gene Ontology annotation, molecular function: calcium ion binding.
UUAUUUGAUCGACACAAAUUUAGAAAAUCAAGCAGUGGAGCAAUGCACAGAGUUGAGGCCAACUGAAGAUCCAUUUGUAAUGCACACGGGGGUGACGCCGUAUGUCUAGAAUCGCAUAACCAAAGACGAGACGAGCGUGGGAUCCGUCCCUGUACUGCCGCCGCUGCCUGCCUCAUUUGGAAUAGCACAGAAAACCGUUAUUUUUCGCUCUGCGUCCUGAAGAGGCCAAUUUCAGGGAUAGUCCCAUUUGGGCAUUCUUGAUCAUCGGGAGGUUUUUACUGUGUCUAAUAGACGACAGUGCAGACUGCCAUUAGCGGUAGCAUCUCCAAAAUACGGCAUCAUGGGAAAACAGAACAGCAAGCUGACCCCUGAGGUGAUGGAGGACCUGGUGAAGAGCACGGAGUUUAACGAACACGAGCUGAAGCAGUGGUACAAAGGCUUCCUCAAAGACUGCCCCAGCGGCAGGCUGAACCUGGACGAGUUUCAACAACUCUAUAUCAAGUUCUUCCCGUACGGCGAUGCAUCAAAGUUUGCACAGCACGCCUUCAGGACCUUCGACAAGAACAGCGAUGGCACCAUCGACUUCAGAGAGUUCAUCUGUGCCCUGUCCAUCACAUCGCGUGGCAGCUUCGAGCAGAAACUCAACUGGGCCUUCAACAUGUACGAUCUGGAUGGAGAUGGCAAGAUCACCAGGGUGGAGAUGUUAGAGAUCAUUGAGGCCAUAUACAAAAUGGUGGGCACUGUGAUCAUGAUGAAGAUGAACGAGGACGGCCUGACACCGGAGCAACGGGUGGACAGGAUCUUCAGCAAGAUGGACAAGAACAACGACGACCAGAUCUCAUUGGAUGAGUUCAAAGAGGCGGCCAAGAGCGAUCCGUCCAUCGUGCUCCUGUUGCAGUGUGAUAUGCAGAAGUGAGGAGGUGGUGCUCGUCUGCAGAAAAUCAGACCUGCUCACUCUUUGGACAGGCAGCACAUGUUUUAAUGUUUCAUUAAGUUCUUCUUCUUCAACUUCUCAGCCUUUUCCACAGGAAAAUAAUUAUGCUUGGACUAUUUUUCAAUGGACUUGCUUCUUGUGGUUGUAUGCAUGAGAAUGUCAAAUAGCAGAAUAAUUUUAAAUAUAUUAUAUUACACAGUAUCAUGAUACAUUUAUAUUUUAUCGAAACUGAUCUGCCAAUGUGAAUUGUGCACAAGUCAUCCUAUUCCAUUUACCCAUUCACUUUUAGGCUAGCUUGUAUAUCAGUGAAGCUCUAUACAUCAAAUGAUUCUGUUCCUGCAGUAUUUAGAUGAUCUAUGUCCACUGCUGCAGCUAGCUUCUAAUGCUUAAUAUGCUGGUAAUGAACACUCAUUCCUAUGAUAAUUGUAACUCGUCUCUAUAAUAUUCAAACUUCUUGAGCUCUUGGAAAAAUAGAGGAGAUUCUUGUUCUUUCCAAAUAAGGUGUUCUAUUCAGACUGACUGGAAUUGAAGUGUAGGUUCUAAUCUUUGCAUGCAUGUGUUAUGUGUUCAGGCUCUAUAAUCUAACCUCUUAUUAAGUUGUUGCAUCUGCAAGCGGGGUAUUCAAGGAGAAGCCCUACGAAAAGCGUUUGGUAUUGUUGCAUGGGAUGUACAGUAGUGAUUCACCAGACCAUUACAUUAUUAACCUCCUGUGGGAGCUUGUUGCCCUCAUUUUUUAUAAUGUAUACAUGUGUAAUUAAUGUGACACUUGAGUUCUUGAACGACAGCCAAUACGGGCCCAGGUUGUAACCUCUCACACAGAGAGAAGAUGUAUCUGAAAGUUGAGUAUUGAAUUCAAGUCCAGCAGUACUGAGAAACGAGAGAAUAAAUCUGGUGCUGAUUAUAUACUACCCACUGGGCAAAAACUGGUUGAAUCAACGCUAUUUCCACGG